GAGCCCCAUGCAUUGGUUCGCUUUCAUCCGCUCUAGACUCGAUUCUUGAGAGUAGUAGCUGUUCGUAAUUAUUAGCUUCUUUGAGAAUUUUCCCCGAAAAGCUUCCUUUUCCAAUCAAGGGUAGAUCCCAGAAUAUAGAGUGAAUAUAUAUAAUUCGUGAUCGCGCUUAUCCUAAAGGAUCUGGAUCAAGAAGCAAUAAGACAACAGUUCUACGUUUUUCGUAAUAGUAACGGAAUUAGCAGUGAUAAAUUUUCCAAAUAAAAGUGAAAAGUAUACUAUCAGGCUAGUACUAGGAUCCAAGGAUCUAGUCUUUUAUUAAUUCAAGCGGAUAUCUAAAGUGCUAUCGGGAUUAAAUUCCGCGAGUGACAUUUUAAUUUUUGUGGAUUAAAUUGCAAAUCAUUAAUCUAAAAUGAUGGCUGUCGCUGCUGCCCAAAAGAACCGCGAAAUGUUCGCCAUCAAGAAAUCAUACAGCAUUGAGAAUGGAUAUCCAUCUCGUCGUCGUUCGUUGGUAGAUGAUGCCCGAUUCGAGACUUUAGUUGUUAAGCAAACCAAGCAAUCGGUGCUUGAGGAAGCGCGUCAACGUGCCAACGAUGACAGCUUGGAAGAUUGCGUCCUCCAGGCCCAACAACAAGAACAUCAUGCCCCUCAAGAAGACAAAAUCGAAUUAAAUAAUGAAGAACAUGAUCAACCUCAGUUCGAAGAUGAGGAGGAAAUGAUUCCCAAUAUUGAAGUUCAUGAAGAGCAAGGAGACUAUACCGACGGCCGCCAAGAUGAUAAUGAAGAUGCUGGUCUCACCGAAGAAGAGGUUGUAUUAGCAAAUGCUGCUUCUGAAUCGCCUGAAGCUGAAAAUGCCGUACAACGUGCUGCAGUUGUAGUACACUUGAAGGACGGCAUGGGAUCUUUGGGUCGUAUCUUGAAGGCAGUUGAAACCUAUCGUGGUUCCAUCUUGCACUUGGAAUCACGUCCAUCACGCAACGAUGGCAUGGAUCACGAUGUUCUAAUCAAAUUGGAUAUGACUCGUGCCAAUCUUCUCCAACUGAUUCGCACCCUUCGUCAAUCCUCCUCAUUCGGUGGAAUUAGCCUUUUGGCCGAAAAUAACAUCAGCGUUAAGACUCCAUGGUUCCCAAAACAUGCAUCUGAAUUGGACAACUGCAAUCAUUUGAUGACCAAAUACGAACCAGAUUUGGACAUGAACCAUCCAGGAUUCGCAGAUAAAGUUUAUCGUCAACGUCGUAAGGAAAUUGCUGAAAUUGCUUUUGCCUACCGUUAUGGAGAUGCCAUUCCACGAAUUGAAUACACCGAAGUUGAGAACAAGACCUGGAAGGCUGUAUUCACAACAGUUGUAGAUUUGGUACAGAAGCAUGCUUGUGCCGAAUACAGAGCUGUUUUCAAGAAGCUUCGUGAUGAAAAUAUCUUCGUCGAGGAACGUAUCCCACAAUUGGAAGAAGUCAGCAACUUCUUGCGUCGCAACACUGGAUUCACCCUUCGCCCAGCUGCUGGUUUGCUCACAGCUCGUGACUUCUUGGCAUCAUUGGCUUUCAGAGUUUUCCAAAGCACACAAUACGUUCGCCACGUUACCUCACCAUACCACACCCCAGAACCUGAUUGCAUCCAUGAAUUGCUUGGACACAUGCCGUUGUUGGCUGACCCCAGCUUCGCCCAGUUCUCACAAGAAAUCGGUCUUGCCUCGCUCGGUGCAUCUGAUGAAGAAAUCGAAAAGCUCUCAACUGUUUACUGGUUCACCGUUGAAUUCGGUCUCUGCAAGGAACAAGGACAAGUAAAAGCCUACGGUGCUGGUCUCCUCUCUGCUUAUGGUGAGCUCCUCCACGCAUUGAGCGACAAACCAGAACUUCGUCCAUUCGAGCCAGCCUCCACCGCUGUCCAACCCUACCAGGAUCAAGAGUAUCAACCAAUCUACUAUGUAGCUGAAAGCUUCGAGGAUGCCAAAGAUAAGUUCCGUCGUUGGGUAUCAACCAUGUCCCGACCAUUCGAGGUCCGCUUCAAUCCACACACAGAACGUGUCGAGAUCCUUGACUCAGUAGACAAACUAGAAACUCUUGUCUCGCAAAUGAACACUGAACUGCUACACUUAACAAAUGCAAUUAGCAAAUUGCGAAACCCCUACUAAAUGGAUAAAAACGGCAAGUAAAAGGCACGGCCGAGCCUUGCGCGCACCCAUAUCCAAAUAGUCCUAAGAUUAUCAUCCUGCCCCUCUCUUAGAUUCCUAGGAUCUAAGCUCUGCAUACUAAUGUGAAACAACACUCCUCUAUAUCGAAUUUUUUUGUGGAGCAGAAAUCAUUUGUAUAUUUUGUUGUGUUAUUUGUAUUUAUUAUUGGACCAAAUAUGUUUUAGGAUGUAAGGCAUUUGUCAUUUGUAACCAACAAAUGGGCGUCAAAACAAACACAUGAAACCAGUGUUCUAGCGAUAGCUUUUCGGGAACAAAUAUUGGCACUAGGAAAAUUAUUUGUGAAACUUAAUUGGAAGAGAAAUUACAACUAACUGACAACAUCUAUCUUCCUCCCCUAUUUGCCUGGGAUGAGUGAUGUAGAUGACAAACUGUUUGAACAAUUUUCAACUAUAUUCAAGAUUAGAGCGAUAUCUGUGCACCUGAAUACAGUUCAGGUGUGAUCACUAGGCUCACAAAAUGUAUUUCUCAAUGUAUUUUUGUAUUGUACUUGAUUAGGUUUUAGUAUUAGCACAUUGAACCAGCACUCUCUCUUCCUCUUAGAGCUCAAAGUUUCCUGUAAUCCAAUAUCUGUUACUCCUCAUCUUCAUUGUAAUUAUUUAUUACCUACUCUGUACUUGUAUUACUUGUAUUGUAUUGUAUUAUUAUAUUUGUAUUCUUGUCAAGAAAUGUAUUGAAUUGUACAUGAUUCGAGAAAGUAGUCUAGUACUUAUGCGCUAUUUUUAAAUUAAAAAUGCAAAAUAAAAACCAAUAAAAAAAUAAAUAAA
This is a messenger RNA of Hermetia illucens (black soldier fly), 2952 nucleotides long. It is a transcript of the gene ple, whose product is annotated as tyrosine 3-monooxygenase. Gene Ontology annotation, molecular function: tyrosine 3-monooxygenase activity; iron ion binding. Gene Ontology annotation, biological process: dopamine biosynthetic process from tyrosine. The transcript is spliced from 8 exons. The record is from RefSeq and is a predicted model, not a curated record. Gene Ontology annotation, cellular component: cytoplasm; perikaryon; axon. Lineage: Eukaryota; Metazoa; Arthropoda; Insecta; Diptera; Stratiomyidae. The coding region runs from base 410 to 2128 and encodes 572 amino acids.